AUGACUUGUUCGGCGACAUCGACUGGCAUGCCUACCUGGAUGCUGAGAAGAAGAAAUAAUCUGAAUCUGAAGUCAAGAAUAUCAGCAAGAGAACAACUUAUAGCCAGGAAGUGCAGUCGAUCGUGGUCAAGAAUGUACCGCCGACCAGCACCAUUGAGGUUACUGCAUAAGACAUCCUCAAAGUCAUCAGUGCGGGGUAUUUUACAGAUUUAUUACAAUCGUGUCUGGGGAACAAUAUGCGAUGACGGAUGGUCAUUGGCUAGUUCAACUAUAGCAUGUAAACAGCUUGGCUACCAGUUUGCAGUUAUGUCCAAGCACUUAGGACAAGGACCUGAUCCAAUUUGGCUUGAUGAUGUUAAAUGUAACGGCGUUGAACCGUCACUAGACCAAUGCCAUCACAGAGGAUGGGGUAUUCAUUACUGCGAUCACAGUGAAGAUGUCGGCAUCGUGUGUAUUACUAAAACAGCGCCAUUGAGAUUGUUAAACAAAACAAAACCUGCUUCAUCAUUAGUGCAAGGUGUUUUACAGAUUUAUUACAAAGCUUCAUGGGGUACAAUAUGCGAUGGCGGAUGGUCCUGGACUGCUACAAACAUAGCUUGUAAACAGCUUGGCUACCAUAGUGCAGCGACAUUYAARUAYUUGGGAMARGGACCUGAUCCAAUUUGGCUGGAUGGAUUGAAAUGCAAUGGCAAUGAAUCGUUACUAGAUCAGUGCCAACACCGAGGAUGGGGUAUUCAUAACUGCACCCACAGACAGGACGUUGGCAUCAUGUGUAAUACAAGUAAGGAACUCUUAAUUCUCAUACUAGAUGUUGAGUAUCAACGAAAGUGCACUUCAAAGGGUUAG
Messenger RNA from Exaiptasia diaphana, 846 nucleotides. RefSeq names its product neurotrypsin. The coding region runs from base 1 to 846 and encodes 281 amino acids. NCBI's taxonomy places the organism in Eukaryota, Metazoa, Cnidaria, Anthozoa, Actiniaria, Aiptasiidae. The record is from RefSeq and is a predicted model, not a curated record. The transcript has 3 exons. Gene Ontology annotation, cellular component: membrane.